Molecule: messenger RNA, 3175 nt
Organism: Pelmatolapia mariae (spotted tilapia)
Lineage: Eukaryota; Metazoa; Chordata; Actinopteri; Cichliformes; Cichlidae
Product: transcription factor Sox-8
Exons: 3
Coding region: 231-1625 (464 amino acids)
Biological process (GO): neural crest cell development; negative regulation of transcription by RNA polymerase II; morphogenesis of an epithelium
Cellular component (GO): nucleus
Molecular function (GO): DNA-binding transcription factor activity, RNA polymerase II-specific; RNA polymerase II cis-regulatory region sequence-specific DNA binding
Source: RefSeq, a predicted model, not a curated record
CUCACAGUGAGAACCACAAGUUUCACGACAGCACCCCCCUCCACGACAGCCCAGGACAACAAGGCAAACAAACAGGAAAGCGGGGGAAAAACAACAGGCUCGCACUGACUGAAACUGUUAAAGGAAUUUACUUUGGCGCAACUCGCGCAAAAGCGCACUGGCCAAUUUGGUGAAGGCUUGAACUUCAGUGGCAACAUCUGAAUUUUCAUUUCCAAAGGACUGAGCAAAUAAUGUUAAAAAUGACGGAGGAGCAUGACAAGUGUGUCGGUGACCAGCCAUGCAGUCCAUCGGGUACAAACAGUUCCAUGUCCCAGGACGAGUCCGACUCCGAUGCUCCGUCCUCGCCGACAGGCUCCGAUGGUCAAGGAUCCCUGCUCGCCGGUAUGGGCAAGAAACUGGACUCCGAAGAUGAUGAAAGGUUCCCUGCGUGUAUACGAGAUGCCGUCUCUCAGGUCCUAAAGGGGUACGACUGGUCCUUGGUGCCAAUGCCCGUGAGAGGGAACGGAUCCCUGAAGAGUAAACCUCACGUCAAGAGACCCAUGAAUGCGUUCAUGGUCUGGGCGCAAGCGGCCCGCAGAAAGCUCGCGGAUCAGUAUCCACACCUGCACAACGCAGAACUGAGCAAGACCCUGGGGAAACUUUGGCGCUUGCUUUCAGAGAGUGAAAAGAGGCCAUUCGUAGAUGAAGCAGAGAGGCUUCGAGUUCAGCACAAGAAAGAUCAUCCAGACUACAAGUACCAGCCUCGGAGACGGAAGAAUGUGAAACCAGGCCAGAGCGACUCAGAUUCUGGAGCAGAACUGGCUCAUCACAUGUACAAAGCUGAACCAGGGAUGGGAGGACUGGGAGGAAUGAGUGACGGACACCACCAUCCUGACCAUGCAGGGCAGCCCCAUGGUCCACCUACACCACCCACUACUCCUAAAACAGACCUCCACCAUGGGGUGAAGCAGGAUUUGAAACAUGAAGGCCGUCGACUUGUUGACAGCAGCAGGCAAAACAUUGACUUCAGCAACGUAGACAUCUCUGAGCUCAGCACUGAUGUCAUCAGUAAUAUGGAGACCUUUGACGUUCACGAGUUUGACCAGUACCUCCCGCUCAAUGGCCACGCCUCAGGCUCCUCAGACCACAGCCACAGCCAGGCUCCACUGCCUGGCAGCGCUUACACUUCCUCAUACAGCCAUACAAGCAGCAACGGGUCAACGUGGAGCCGAAAGAGCUCCAUGUCCUCCUCCUCUCCCUCCACCGGUGAGGUGGGCCAGCACCGUCUCCAUAUUAAAACAGAGCAACUGAGUCCCAGCCACUACAACGAGCACUCUCAUGGCUCUCCCUCACACUCUGAUUACGGCUCGUACAGUAGCCAGGCUUGUGUCACAUCAGCCACAUCAGCUGCCUCGGCCGCUUCCUCUUUCUCCAGCUCCCAGUGUGACUAUACUGACCUUCAGAGCUCCAACUAUUACAACCCUUACUCUAGCUAUCCUUCUAGCCUUUAUCAGUAUCCCUACUUCCAUUCAUCCAGGCGGCCCUAUAGCAGCCCAAUCCUCAACAGUCUGUCCAUGGCUCCUCCUCACAGCCCCAACGCAUCCAGCUGGGACCAGCCGGUCUACACCACACUGUCUCGACCUUAAGAGUACAGAAACAGCCCGUUCGCACUGGAGACUCAUUCAGAUCGAUGCACUACUAACGAAGGAAGUAAGGAGGAGACGGAGUAGUGUGCGUAGGGGCUAGUAGGCUAAAUGUGACCAUUUGAACCUGAGACAGACAAGAGAAAAAAGUGCCUGCUGAUUUUAUACAGAGUUCUAUUGUUGCGACGAAAACACACUUGUACAGACUUUUUACACAAAGAGAAAUUGUGUUGUUGGUGAGCCAGACUCCUCCAUGAGGACAUAUCGCCUACGCCUACAUCCUGUACACCCUUCUUUCCAGUUAAAGAUUGCAUGUGUGUGCACACUUGAGGUAAAGAAAAGGCCUGACGCUGAAUCGUGCAGGACGGAAAUGGUUUGGCCAAACUCUGUGAAUGUACACAUGACCUAUAAUGUGCAUUUUCAGUAACACUUACCUUAACGGCCAGAGCCAUGUCGCUGCACACUGUUUGCAUCAGUGGAUCAGUCUUAAAUAACUGGCUCCUAUGAAUCUAGUGUCAUUUUGGCAUAAAAGUCUUAUAUCUAUUUAUGUUCAAUCAUUAUUUGGUUUUGUUCUUAAGUAGAUGAACACAUAUAAUGUGGGUUUGGUUAUUUAGAGUACUGUUUGGCUUUCAAUGAAAACUAGGUAAAUAAGGUGGUACAAGUGCCGUGUUUGAUAUUAUUCAGUUAAAGACCAAUUUUUCCAGAAACAUCUCCAUUCCAAGUUGCACACAAACAGACGGGACCAACAGACUCGCACAGGACAGAACAGGUGUCUGAAAUCUAUGCUUGGCAAAUUGCGAUUAGUCAUGAUCUAGGGUUAAAGGAAAUGGGGUAAAAUAACACCACACACUCUGAGUGACAUGUCAGCUGGAUCUCGUGUAUAUGUCGAUGGACAACACAAGACUACGUCUACGUACAUGCAUCCGCGCUGGUGUGUCAGGGAGAUAAUGUGGUGUCAAACAUGCACAUGCAUGCGCGAGCCAUUUCCUUGGGAAAAAGUUGCAUAUAUAACCCGUGACACAAAUUAUACGUUUUUUUGUUUGUUUUUUAAACUGAAAUUCAUCUUUUAACUUUUUCUCAAACAAGAGAAUUUAGGGUUUAAAAGUGAAAUUAAGUGUGCGAGUAUUUGCCAGUUUAUCAUCAACCAUUAAGUGCCAACUCACUGCUGCAGUCGCAUAAAACAUUUUUGUGCCUUCUAAUGCUUAUUGUCAGUAUUUUUAUAUGACAAGGAAUUAUUAACAAACUUCGGGCAGCACACAAUCGGUAAUCAACACCAGAGACUCCAAGCAGUUACCUUGCUUCUGGCUAUGUCCUUAAUUUGAUAUCAUUCCUUACAGCCUUGGUUUGUAAUGUUGUGUGACAUGCUGUAUGUGAAACGUACAGAGAAUCAUGCUUUUGUCCGCAGAACUGUGUUUUGUAUCAUUAUGGUGUAUCAGUUUUUGAGAGAGGCUGUGAAAAGAAUUGUUGUUCUAUUAACUAGAGUUUCACUCGCACAUGCACAGCUAACUCAUGCGCUGAUUUUUUUUUUUGUAAUAAAAAACUUUUUGUUGAUA